Messenger RNA from Staurois parvus, 254 nucleotides. The record is from the annotation of a GenBank genome assembly. Lineage: Eukaryota; Metazoa; Chordata; Amphibia; Anura; Ranidae.
CAGAAAGAACAGUAAAAAUGCAGGCAGGGCACAGGACAAAGCACUAGGGACAAAAUUGUAUUGAGUGAAUGUCACUUUUUAAAUUAUUGAAUUUCCUGCCGGUUCCGUCCCCCGUAUCUCCUGACGCUCUCAAGGAAUGGAAGACGGAUGCUGGCAUCGGCCGGAGGAGAUGGCCGGGGAUGCUGCAGGGGGGACAUUGUGGGAGUACAGGACAAGGUAAGUGCUUGAGGGAUCCCAGAGCAAUGCUGCAGGGU